ACAUCGACAGAACUGUCGCACUUCGAAAGGCGUAAAGUUUCUAAAAGGCAUUCAGAAGAUAAGAUAGAAGCUAUUGAAUCACCACAAAGUCCAGUGCCAUCUAUAACAUGGAAAGAUAAAAAAUGCAGAAGCUUCAAAUUGCCACCAUUAUUUGACCCGUACGUGCCGAUUGAUCCUCAAGGUCGAGUGUACAUAACCUGGCUAUUCCUAGUAACAUUCUGCUAUAGCUACAACGCUUGGGCAGUAGCCCUCCGCGCUACUUUCCCGUACCAAACCCCAGAAAACCUCCCCUUUUGGAUGACCGCUGAUUAUUUCUCCGAUAUUAUCUAUAUCCUUGAUGUUGUUUUCGUCAAACCGAGACUAAUGUUCUUGAGCGAAGGUUUCUGGGUCACUGAUCAGACGGAAACUAGAAAGAAUUAUAAGAGGAAAACCCAGUAUAAGUUUGAUGUAAUCUCCCUUCUGCCAUUGGAUAUUUUUUACUUUUACUUCGGAACAAGUAUGGUGAUACUGCGAUUCCCGAGGGUACUUAAAUUACAGACGUUUUGGGAAUUUCACCAGGCAAUGGACCGAGUGCUCUCUUCUCCAUACGUGGUGCGGAUCGGCAAGACCCUUUUUUACAUAUUUUACUUGAUCCACCUAAAUGCUUGCGCAUACUACGCCAUGAGCGAUUACAUAGGUCUCGGCUCUAAUAGCUGGGUAUAUGACAAUGUUGGAAACGCGUACAUACGAUGCUUCUACUUCGCUACCAAAACUGCUACGUCUAUUGGUAAAAAUCCAAAACCAGGGAAUACAUUUGAGUACUUAUACAUGACGGCCGCUUGGCUCAUGGGCGUCUUCGUGUUCGCUUUGCUCAUUGGGCAAAUACGAGAUAUCAUUGCUACGGCUACUCGACAGAGAGCAGAAUACCGCAAGAAAGUGGACGGCUGUAUCCGAUACUUACGUCGAUUAAAUAUGCCCAUUAACCUCCAAAGACGAGUUACCUGCUGGUUCAACUACACUUGGAGCCAGCAACGCUGUUUUGAUGAAGCAAAAAUUCUUAAUUCUUUGCCAUAUAAUAUGAAGCGCGAUGUAGCUUUGGAAGUGCAUAUGUCCACGUUAAGUAAGGUCCAACUAUUCCGGGACUGUUCGACCUCACUCCUCCGUGACCUGGUGCUCCAACUACGACCAGUGUCCGUGUUACCGGGAGAUCUGGUCGUGCGCCGCGGGGACGUGGGCCACGAGAUGUACAUCGUGAAGACUGGCGAGUGUCUGGUAAUGUCCCCUGACGAAAAAGAGGUUUUAGUAACUCUUGGUGAAGGUUCUGUCUUUGGCGAAAUCAGUCUUCUCGGUAUAGAUGGUCUAAGGAGACGCACUGCUACAGUACGAUCUCGUGGUUACUCCACUCUCUUCGCCCUAUCCCGUAGCGACCUAGACACAGCAUUAGAUUACCAUAAAGAAGCGGCUAAAAUCCUCCGUCGUAGAGCCGACCAAAUAAUUCGGGAAAAUGCAGCAAGGCAGGCUAAACAUAAAAUGUCUAAACAUAGAGAUGAAGGAGCUAGGAGGAGAAGGAGUGGCAGUAGUAAUGAUAGCUUGACUGUGGACAAAAGGAACAGGUCGGCUAGUGCACAGUCUAAGAGGAAGUUGUCUAUGGUGUCUGAAGAUAAGCCAGCUGAAAUACACCCGAAUCCAUCGCCCGUACCGCGCGCAGAGCUUCGAACACCGAUACCAACCAUCGUUCUUUCCAGUGAAAUUAAUUAAUUGUAACAGUAUUUAGUAAUAACAAAAAUAAUUGAAAUAAAAAAGGGUGUGCCGAGCACACGUGUCAGAAGUGAAACAUUUUUGGCAA
Messenger RNA from Colias croceus (clouded yellow), 1825 nucleotides. It is a transcript of the gene CngB, whose product is annotated as cyclic nucleotide-gated cation channel beta-3. Gene Ontology annotation, biological process: monoatomic cation transmembrane transport. The record is from RefSeq and is a predicted model, not a curated record. Gene Ontology annotation, molecular function: intracellularly cGMP-activated cation channel activity; intracellularly cAMP-activated cation channel activity; protein-containing complex binding. Bases 298 to 1737 code for a protein of 479 amino acids. NCBI's taxonomy places the organism in Eukaryota, Metazoa, Arthropoda, Insecta, Lepidoptera, Pieridae. Gene Ontology annotation, cellular component: plasma membrane; intracellular cyclic nucleotide activated cation channel complex. The transcript is spliced from 12 exons.